CUCUUUCUCUCUCUCUCUCUCAUUGUCAUAUCUUUGCUGCUACAUCAAAUAGUUCCCACAGUUUCCACAUCAAACCCAUAAUCAUCACGCUUCUCCAAAGCCUUUUUCUCUCUCUCUCAAAAACAUGUCCAUAAACCAUUACUCUUCGGACCUUCCAGAAACACUUUGGUGGACUCAACUUCAACUCCAACAAUAUCAUCAACAACAUCAACAACAACAACAAAGCACUUUCAUGGAACCAAAUCAAAACCCCUUUUCAUCUUCAUCUUCUUCAAAACCAAACCUUUCUUGGAACCCCCAACUCUAUCAUCACCAACAUCACCAAGCCUGGCUUAACUCUCAAAAUUCCCAGGACCCAAUGUUUCGAAACCCAAACACACCCUUCAACUUCAACCUCAACGAUGAAAACGACAACGACGAAGACCUUGACGACCAAAACCCCCCCAGUCAACCCCAAGAAUUCGAACAACAACAACCUGAUGAUCAUCAUGAAAACGAAGAAGCAGCAGCAGCGCAGCAAAAAGAACACAUGUUCGAGAAGCCAUUGACACCAAGCGACGUGGGCAAGCUGAACCGCCUCGUAAUCCCAAAGCAACACGCGGAGAAGUACUUCCCACUCGGCGGCGACUCAAGCGACAAGGGGUUGCUACUGAGUUUCGAGGACGAGUCGGGAAAGUGCUGGCGAUUCCGCUACUCGUAUUGGAACAGCAGCCAGAGCUACGUGCUGACCAAAGGCUGGAGCCGCUAUGUCAAGGAGAAGAGACUCGAUGCUGGUGAUGUCGUUUUGUUUGAUCGACACCGUACUGACUGUGACCGAUUGUUCAUUGGGUGGAGACGACGUGGAACUGUGGCUGCGCAUGAUAGCAGCUAUGGUGGUGGUGGUAGCAGUGGUGGAGAUGUGGUCGCACACAAUAGUACUACUAGUGCCUGUGCUAGUGGGGCUGUUUCUGAAGCCUGGACCAGAUCUUUCUAUAACACGCACCCUUAUCCUACGCAUCAUCAGCAUCAGCAUCAGCAUCAUAGUCACCCCCUCCCAUACCAACCUGACUCAUGUCUUUAUCCAGCAGAGUCAUCAUCAUCACCUGUUGAGAAUCAAACGACGCCGGUUGGGAACUCGAAGAUACUUAGGCUGUUUGGGGUGAACUUGGAGUGUCAGCCUGAGGAUGAAUCAGUGCCGUCCAUGCUGCCAGAUCAUGAUCAUAAUCAUGCCUCGUCAACUUACCAGCACUAUUACCAUCAUCAACAUGACUAUUCUUCUUCAGUCCCUCACGAUCACAUGAUGAGAGAUCGCCGAGGAUAAAGAUCUGUGGAUGUGACGUUCUCAGUACUGACUUAUUGUAAGUUUUUAACCCACUUGAAGUCUUGAAAAAAAAUAUAUAGAAAAUAAAUAUAUAUUAAAAAGAAAAAUAUCCCAGAUUUUCAGGCCAACUUUCCAAGCCAAAGGUAAGAGAACCAAAGAGUAGUUCUGAAGCACAACUCUUUUUUGUUUGCGACUUUGACACAAUUCUGAUGGAGCAGAUUAUAGAAUUUUUUUUUUUUUUUUGCUACUCGCAAAUGAGACAAAGUUGCGGUAAAAAAAGUUGUAUUUUUUUAUUUUCUUUGGAAGCAAAGGAGGGUGAAAAGAGUAAGUCUGAAGAUUGGGAAGAGGGUAUGGGAAUUGGGAAGAUUGAGAAUGACUGAAUGACAUCAGUUAUGCUGAAUGGGAAAUUUGGGUCGUGGAAAAUCUGAAAUUAGGAAUCUAUUUGCUACUGUUGAGAUUCUGGGAAAAGAUUUUUCCUAUGGGCUCAUCAUAAUAAUGGGGAGGUUAUGGUUGUGGGUAAUGGUGGUGUUGGUGUUGGUGGGUGGGUGGGUGGACUUGAAUAGAUUGGUGACAGCCCAAUCGUACUAGCCCACUCCUCUCUCUCUCUCUCUCUCUCUCUCUCUCUAUAUCUAUAUCUCUUUCUAUUUCUAUCUUUAUUUUAUGUCAAUCUCCAAAAUGUAUCCAAGCAGUUUUUUUAGUGCUCUACCUGGAAUUUGCACAGUAGUGAGAAGCUGAAAAGGAGAGCAUUUUUUUUCUUCUUUCUCAUUUUUCCUAAUUGAAAAGUUUUGUUGCACUUGCAAGUCA
Molecule: messenger RNA, 2104 nt
Organism: Quercus lobata
Lineage: Eukaryota; Viridiplantae; Streptophyta; Magnoliopsida; Fagales; Fagaceae
Product: B3 domain-containing protein At2g36080-like
Exons: 3
Coding region: 125-1300 (391 amino acids)
Molecular function (GO): DNA binding; DNA-binding transcription factor activity
Source: RefSeq, a predicted model, not a curated record